Molecule: messenger RNA, 1257 nt
Organism: Symsagittifera roscoffensis
Lineage: Eukaryota; Metazoa; Xenacoelomorpha; Acoela; Convolutidae
Product: gamma-interferon-inducible lysosomal thiol reductase-like
Exons: 5
Coding region: 270-1100 (276 amino acids)
Molecular function (GO): oxidoreductase activity, acting on a sulfur group of donors, disulfide as acceptor
Source: RefSeq, a predicted model, not a curated record
UAAAAAACAGUUAUCAAUUUGUGUAUUGUUUUGUCCAUCGCCGCCAAUGUAAUAUUAACACAAAAUGAAACGAUAAGCGAACAUUUUUUUUUGCAUAUGUUAAUUUCCGAAUUCAAAGAUUUACUGCUGUUUUUCCAGAAAAUAUUGACAUACUAUUACUAAUGGUAUACUAAACAACUUUACAUCUAGCUUUCGAAAACUUGACAGGGAGCUGAAAUAAUGCGGAAACGUCGUGAAAACAAUAGCAAACGAGUUGCCUUUGUGUCGUUAUGUUUGGCCGAAAAACGCGGCUGAACAAAAGUUUUUGGACGAAGUUUAGAAUGAACACUCUUUUGUUAGGAUAUCCGCGAGAAAUUAAACAAACAUCCAACUGUGUUAUCUUGAAAGUCAACUUAGCUCAAAUCAUUCUGCCAGCCAUGAUGUUCUCUUGUGUAGUUGCAGCUCUCUUGGUGUUCCUGGACAUCAGUGGAUCUUCAGGGGCCGAUGUCAUAAAGAAGGGUCCUUUCAAGCUUGGCAAUGAAACUUGUGCGUACAAUUUGGAGCUGACUGUGUUCUUUGAGGCAGGGUGUCCGGAUUCGAAUCACUUCUUCUCGAGUGUGCUCAGACCCCAGUACCAGUCUUUCUCGCCAGUGUUGUCGCUGGACCUCAUUCCAUGGGGCAACGCUAAAAGCUUCAACCUCGGAUAUGGACAGUAUGCCUUUGCCAGUCAACACGGAAUGCAAGAAGUGCGCUCCAACAUGUUUAUGGCCUGCGCGUACAACCUGCUGACGAAUGAGGCGUACGUGGACCUAGUAACGUGUAUGAUGGGAACAGGAGGAAGUAUCCAGGCGACCUACGACAGCUGGCUGUACUGCAGCACAGUGAACAGAAUAGACUACGACAUGAUCUAUAGCUGCUAUUCGGGCGAGGAUGGAGGUAUUGACUUGGUGAAUAUGGAGCUGAUGGCCGAGUUCAAUAGACACACUUUCAUACCCUGGCUCGAAUUGAACAAAAAUUCCAACUCUACAGUGCAGUCGAUGGGUCUGGACCCCUCUGGUUUUGUGCAACUUCUCUGCGCCGAACUGUGCGAGCCAGUUAGACCUAGCAUUUGCACCCAGUAACAAAAGAUCCCAGAGACUGAAAAUCGUCAUAUACUUUAUACAGUCAUCAUCAGCAGAAGAAAGCUUCCCUGCUUUUCAAACUAAAAUCUAUUUAAUUUAAUUCGAUGAAUGUUGCAAAAUAACCCGAUAUGAAGAAUUUUGAUAUAUUUCACCAAGA